Haliaeetus leucocephalus (bald eagle) is the source of this 869-nucleotide messenger RNA. RefSeq names its product solute carrier family 25 (mitochondrial carrier; dicarboxylate transporter), member 10 (gene SLC25A10). The record is from RefSeq and is a predicted model, not a curated record. Gene Ontology annotation, molecular function: malate transmembrane transporter activity; antiporter activity; sulfate transmembrane transporter activity. NCBI's taxonomy places the organism in Eukaryota, Metazoa, Chordata, Aves, Accipitriformes, Accipitridae. The transcript is spliced from 10 exons. The coding region runs from base 1 to 798 and encodes 265 amino acids. Gene Ontology annotation, biological process: phosphate ion transmembrane transport; malate transmembrane transport; thiosulfate transport.
AUGGCUCCUCUGACCCAGCCAGCCCCUGCAGUCCCGCUGCCACUUCCUCCGGUGAUGUGCCGGACUCUGCCCCAGGUCCACCUGCAGACGCAGCAGGAGGUGAAGAUGAGGAUGAUGGGGAUGGCGAUGCGUGUGAUCCGCACUGACGGCUUCCUGGCUCUCUACAACGGGCUCAGUGCCUCGCUGUGCAGGCAGAUGACGUAUUCCUUGACUCGCUUCGCCAUCUACGAGAGCGUGAGGGACCGCCUGGGCCAGGGCAGCCAGGGGCCUCCCCCCUUCUACCAGAAAGUGCUGCUGGGUGCAGUGGGAGGUUUCACCGGCGGGUUCGUGGGGACUCCAGCAGACAUGGUGAACGUCAGGAUGCAGAACGACAUGAAGCAGCCUCCUGCCCUGCGGCAGGGCUUGAAGAAACUCUUUUCGGGAGCUACGAUGGCAUCCAGCCGAGGGGCCCUGGUCACCAUUGGGCAGCUCUCCUGUUACGACCAGGCCAAGCAGCUGGUUCUCUCGACUGGGUUGCUGUCAGACAACAUCUUCACUCACUUCCUGGCCAGCUUCAUCGCUGGUGGAUGCGCCACAUUCCUGUGCCAGCCCCUGGAUGUGCUCAAGACCCGCCUCAUGAACUCCCAGGGCGAGUACCGGGGUGUUACCCACUGUGCCAUGGAAACCGCCAAGCUCGGGCCCCUCGCCUUCUACAAGGGCUUCGUUCCUGCUGCCAUCCGGCUCAUUCCUCACACCGUCCUCACCUUUGUCUUCCUGGAGCAGCUGCGCAAAUACUUUGGGAUCAAAGUGAUCACCUGAGUAGGAGGGAUGGGACCCUGCCUCGCCCCAGGGGGGUGAGCGUGCAGGUCACCGCUGAGAUCCCAGAACCC